Macadamia integrifolia is the source of this 1100-nucleotide messenger RNA. Its product is annotated as ubiquitin-conjugating enzyme E2 28-like. The record is from RefSeq and is a predicted model, not a curated record. The coding region runs from base 318 to 764 and encodes 148 amino acids. Lineage: Eukaryota; Viridiplantae; Streptophyta; Magnoliopsida; Proteales; Proteaceae. Gene Ontology annotation, molecular function: ubiquitin conjugating enzyme activity. Gene Ontology annotation, cellular component: nucleus. Gene Ontology annotation, biological process: protein polyubiquitination. The transcript has 3 exons.
GGAUUGGAAUCGACCCAGCAGUUUUCCAUUUCUCUGCAGUUGCAAACACUUGGGAACUGCUUCUUUCAUUAUUACUUUUAAAGUCUUCAGUCAACAACACUCGUCCUUAAAAUAAGUCCCCUCUUCCUCUUCCUCUUCCUCUUCCUCUUGUGUCACUUGGGCUCUCCUCCUCCUUUGCUUCUUUUCAUUGAUGCUGCGAUCCUUCCACGACGAUCUGAUACUCUCUGAUCGAUUGCUUGUUGCAGACUAGCAGAGGGUGGCGUGAGGUCCUUCCAGAUUCGCCGGUGCCUGCUCUUAGUCUCCUUUUAAGGGAGUUCAUGGCUAGCAAAAGAAUCCAGAAGGAACUUCAGGAUUUGCAGAGAGAUCCCCCAACAUCCUGCAGUGCUGGGCCUGUGGGAGAGGACCUCUUCCACUGGCAGGCUACGAUCAUGGGACCGGCAGAUAGUCCAUAUUCUGGUGGUGUGUUCUUUGUCAUGAUUCAUUUCCCACCUGACUAUCCCUUCAAGCCUCCCAAAGUCAACUUCCAGACCAAGGUGUACCACCCAAACAUCAACUCCAAUGGCAACAUUUGUCUCGACAUCCUUAAGGAGCAGUGGAGCCCGGCCCUGACGAUAUCAAAGGUCCUCCUCUCCAUUUGCUCACUCCUGACUGACCCCAACCCUGAUGACCCCCUUGUACCCGAAAUUGCCCACAUCUACAAGAACCAACGAAGUCGAUAUGAGGAAACGGCAAGGUCGUGGACCCAGAAAUAUGCCAUGAACUGACAUCAGCCCAGUGGGUUCUGGGUGGGACCUCAAACAGCUGGUGAUGAAAAUUAAUUUCCUCGAAGAAAGGGGAAGAGGGGGAGGACAGAAGUGGUACGGGCUAAUGAGUGGCAAACAUGUUUUUUAAUGAAUUAUCAGAACUACAUCGAAAUUUUGUUUGUAUAUUAUUAACUAGUAUUAUGGGAUAUAUGGUUCCGUUUUUGUUCUUUUAUUUUUCUGUUUGUUGAGGGUGGGGUGGACAGGGUGGCGAAGGUUCCUUUGUUCUGUUGUUAAUAUGUUUGUGGGUUUUCAUGGGUCUGCGAGUUUAAUCCUCAGAAAUUGACUCUUGAUGAGCCA